AUGUUGCUUUCCCCCGUCCCGCAGAAGGCGCUGUCGGUAAGCGUUGACUCCGGUUUUGACGUGCUGUCUACUUCCCAUGGUGUCCUGAGUGUUGGUCGACAAUUGCAGUCUUCGUCACUGCAAGAUUUUUUUUGCGAUGAUUUUGGAUGUGAUGUUGCUGUAGCAAUGGGCCUGUGGAUUACUGAAUGGACAUGCCCUGUAAAAGGAUAA
Molecule: messenger RNA, 210 nt
Organism: Gryllus bimaculatus (two-spotted cricket)
Lineage: Eukaryota; Metazoa; Arthropoda; Insecta; Orthoptera; Gryllidae
Source: the annotation of a GenBank genome assembly